UAAUUAAUUAACGAGUUUUAUCGGAAUUAAAAAAAAAUGCCACAAGAAGACUGGACAUGCUCACACGGGGACAACAACAACAACAACAACAACAACUCCGAGUUUGAAUAAAAAUGGCAAACAUCAAAGUUGCCAUUCGAGUCCGUCCUCCCAACGCGAGGGAGAGCGCGGAUGGAGGAAGGCUGGCCGUACAAGUGGAGGACAAGUUUGUGAAGAUCCGAAAUGCAAAGCUGGACGGACGUACAGAUGGUCACGUGGAUUCGCGGGAGAAGCUUCUGGAGUUCUGUUUUGACUAUUGCUACUGGUCGGCGGACCCCGCAGCCCCCCACUAUGCCUCGCAGGAGGAGGUGUUCCAGGACCUGGGUGUGUCGGUGCUGUCCGGAGCCUCUGAGGGCUACAAUGUGUGCCUGUUUGCGUACGGACAAACAGGAUCUGGAAAGACGUACACCAUGAUGGGGACACCGGACUCCCUUGGCUUGACCCCUCGGAUCUGUCAGGGUCUCUUUAGGUCUGAAGACAGUUUCCCUGAUGGGCAAAACUCAAGCAGAGUGGAGAUCAGCUUCCUGGAGAUCUAUAACGAGCGCGUUCGAGACCUGCUGAGACGAGGAGACCAGAAGAAGAGACCGUCCCUGAAAGUUCGAGAGCACCCCGAGAAAGGACCCUACGUGCAAGACCUAUCGCAGCACGUGGUCUCAGACUGCAAGCAGGCCAUGGACCUCUUGGAGGAAGGCAUCGCCAACCGAAUCACGGCAGCAACCCACAACCACGACGCCAGCAGCAGAUCCCACGCCAUCUUCACCAUCCAGUACACACAGGCAAUCCUAGAGAAUAACCUCCCUUCAGAAACCGUCAGCAAGAUAAACCUGGUGGACUUGGCUGGAAGUGAGCGCGCAGACCCCAACUACUGCAGGGAUAGACUGACCGAGGGUUCUAACAUCAACAAGUCGCUGGUUACUUUGGGCAUCGUCAUAUCUGCUCUUGCCCAGAACUCCCAGAUGUCCAGCAGCUGUCAGAGUAUCAACAGCAUGGCUUCUGAGGGCGAUGGCAGCACGGUGGGAAGCCACAGCAGCUCCCUCUCUGGAGGCGGCGGAGGAGGAGGAGGAGGAGGAGGUGGUGGUGGUGGGAGGAGGCACUGCUUCAUCCCCUACAGAGACUCUGUGCUAACCUGGCUGCUGAAAGAUAGCCUGGGUGGCAACUCCAAGACCAUCAUGAUCGCAACGGUCUCACCCUCCGCUAACAGUUACAACGAGACCCUCAGCACCUUGCGCUACGCCGCCCAUGCCAGAAAUAUCGUCAACAAGCCUCGGGUUAAUGAGGAUGCCAAUGUUCGGCUGAUCAGGGAACUGAGGGAGGAGAUUGACAGGCUGAAGAGCAUGCUGCUCAGCUUUGAAAUGCAGCGUAAUCCCAGUCCAUCCCUGAGUGAUGAGAGGGAUGGAAACCUUUCCGACAUCGUGCUACAGAACGAACUAAAGGUGGAGCAGCUGACGAAGGAUUGGUCGGAGGGCUGGCGAGACAAGAAGGAGCUGCUGAAACAGUACAGCGUGGACAUCAACAGAGACCGGGCCGGAUUCCUCAUCAACUCCCUCCAACCGCAUCUGGUCGCUCUGGAUCGAGACGUUCUCAGCACGGGGGUCGUCUUCUAUCACCUCAGGGAAGGAGUUACCCACAUUGGACCUCAGGAACAAUUUGAGGAACCACAAAUAGUUCUGCAGGGCAGUGCCAGCUGCGAGAUUGAAAACCACGGAGGCGUGGUGACGCUCAGGCCGCUGCCGGGCUGCGUCUGCCUGCUCAACGACCGAGAGGUCACCGAGCCCUGCCGACUGGCUCAAGGGACGGUGAUCACCUUGGGAGGAGUGCAUAAGUUCCGCUUCAACCACCCGGCAGAGGCAGCAGUCCUCCGGGAGCGCAGACGGGCCAGUGAAGGUGGCAUGAGCUGCACCUACAUUGACCUUUGCCCCUUGACCCCUGACCUCAGUGUCAAAGAAGUGGAGCUCCAAGGGCAGCUGGGUGCCUCUCUCUCCCCCAGUGAGGAGUCUACCGCCAGGCAGCAUGUAGAGGAGCAGCAGCGCUACGUGGAGAGUUUGCGGCAGGAGAUUCAGGCUGAACAGAGACGGGCUGAGAGGGAGCUGGAGAGGGAGCAGGCCCACCUCCGACAGCAAUACAGUGAGAUCCAGCAGUGGAUUUUGCAGGAGAAACAGCAUCUAACAACCGUAGAGCAGAGAAUCACCCAAGAGUCCGGAGUUCAAACAGACAUUAUCCCUGCACCCCUUCUCGAGCGCCUGACAAGUCAUGGAACUGAGGAUCAGACAGUGGAUCGUCCAUCCCACGUGGUAAGGGCCAGGAAGAAGGCGGUGCAGGAGGAGCUACUAAAGCAUCACGCCCUUUGCCGCGCCGAGAGCCGCCUCCGUCGGAAAAGGUUGCACUGCCAGCUGGAGAGAAUCGCCCGUAAACGGCAUCUGUUGGAAGCUAAGAGGGAAUUGCAGAGGCUGGAAAGGGUCCUGCCUCCAGGACCAGACAGCCCAGAAUCUCCUGAGCUUGGGUCCCCCUCAAAACCCAGAGGAAGACCGCUGGCUUCUCGUAGACACUCAUUCUCGGCAGAUCUUCUGUCUCGGCUUUACCCACAGAACACUCCUAUCUUCAGACACUUCCUCAAGAGGAACAGAUCCACAGAAUUGCCGUCAAAUUCCUCCACAUCCUCUGAUUCCAUUGGCAGCAGGAAGUGGGUUUCGGACGAGUGUCUUCCUCGGGAAAGAACCCAGAGUUGUUCUGGUUCGCUUUCCUCAGGACAAAGCCAAUCCGGCCGCAGUAGAGCAAGCUCCUCCGAAAACAUCAGACAACCUGUCAAAGAGGAGUCCCAAGCUCAGCCCUGCCGGGAACGACCAGAGAGAAAACCUCUGCUGCCAAACCGAGACUUGUCUUUCAAGAACCGAUCGGAUCAGAACUCAACGGUCAUUCUGAAGUCGCCAGUUGGAACUUCUUUGCAGCCAGCCAGUAAAGAAAAUAAACAAGGACCCGCAACACCCAAACCCAGUUCUCAGAUUGUCCCUUGCAUGAAUGAGACAGCUCAACCGCCUGCAGCUAACAAGGGACUAGAAACUAUCAGGAAGACUUUCUCUCGUUCUGUGGGGCCCAGGUUAAAGUCAGCUCUGUCCAAAGUGUUCAGGAAACCACCAUCAGGUGCGAAUGGAGGACGUGGCCCCAAACAUCUGGGGAGGCUAGCAAGCAAAUUUCACUGGAGACAAAGAAGAGACAGGAGCCUUAAAGAUAACAAGAUGAGCCGAAGUAAAUGUGCCAUUAAAACAGCCGUCUCGUGCGAGGAGCUUGACCAAAGGACUCAGAUCGAAGACGUUAGACAUAGGCGAUGGCACAGUACAGAAGCUCUGAUGAACAAGACCAGCAGAUGGGUCGAGAGGCAGCACGGAUUGAUUGGAUGGGAGGAAGAGCAAGACGACGGGGAUGAAGGAACGUCAGACUGUGAAAGCCUUUUUUCUCUUGAUUCCCUGUCCUCCGCUUAUGCGACGGCCCUAGCAGAGCAGCUGAGACACGAGGAAGCAACCCAGAGUGAAGCAGAGAGCGAAGACAGUCGGAUGUCGAAAGAUUCAUUGGCUGUGGAGAGCGGUGGGAAAUACUCAACAGUGAAGAGGCUUAGCCAAACAGUGGUGCCAACUUACUCAUUGAUCACAGAUUGCUCUUAUUCCUCUGGGCAGCAUAGUAGGACAGAAUUCAGCUUAGACAGCUGUCAGAAAGCUCAGGUACUCUCAACGGAAGCGUAUUGGACCCAGCAAGGUUCCCUCAAGGCAAGACACAGUGGUUCAACAAUGAAGUCCCCCAACCCAUUAGUAGCAGAUUCCAGAGACACUGUACACAAAUUGAUCGAGGACUUUGGGAACAUGCAGACCACUUCGACCAGCAGCCCACGCUCCCUGAGCAGCUGCAGCGUGAGGGAGCCAGAAAACUUGCUGGCGCUCACCGAUGCCUGGUCCUCCACCGACGCAGCAGACAGUCCAAGGAUUCAUAGAGAUUGUCUGCCUAUCCAGAGAAAAAUGAUGUUCGGGGGUGUAGAGAGCAGCAGCAGCAGCAGUCCUAGUCCAACCAGUAUGAACCGCUCAGACUCUCAGAGCAGAUCCACAAGCUGUAGCUCAACGUCCACCAGCACUGACGGUGUAAAUAUAACAGUGCAGGAACAUAGUCUUGAAAUUUCAGGAGGCAGAUCAGAAAUAUUAGACAUUCUAAAAACACCAGAUGAAGCCCUGAAGGAUGUCGGAUGUUGUGUAGAGCGACCAAAGGGACGGAUGGCAAAUGUGGCAGUUGAUGCUACAGACUACAGUAGUCCAGAAUCCUUACCAACCUUAGAUCAGACAGCUUGUGUGACACCCGCUGAGAUCCACCACACUGUACAAAAGGCAUCACAAGUAAAAUUGUUUCAGAUGUACGCUGGUGUAUCUGACAUGGUGGUUCCUGAUGUUAGGUUGUCAUCCGACACUGAAAUGCGUACGCCAAGUCCUGCGAAGCAAAGUCAAGCGUUGAACAAGAUUUCUGACGCCGCGUGUGCCUUCAGAUCUUCCACUGAAGAUGAAGUACUAUGCAAUCUAGAUGGUGCAACGGAAAAGUUGAAAAACAUACACCAGUAUGAGUUUGGGAAUACGAAAUGUGUAUCUUUUACAAGGAACAAAACAUCAGAUAAGGUUGAAACCAAAGGGACUGAGCAGUACAAUGCACUACAGCAGGAGGUUGUUAAAUCAGCUUGUAAAAAUUCCAGGAAGAGGAACAAAGACCAACAGGAUGCUUUCAUAGGUAGCCUGAAAAUCCCAAAAAGGAGUAACAGCAGAGAGUUGGUAACUUUCUGCUCUGCACCAUCUGGCAGCCAUGAAGAUAUUUGGACUGAUGACAAUAAUAACACUAGUGAUUCAAAAGGGGAACAGUCCUCUGUGGAAACUGACAGCCCUGAAUGUGAUUAUGCUUGUGUUGAUGGCAGCAUUAGACGAGACGCAGUGGUUUCAGUGGCAUCACCGGUUUCUGAUCCCAUGAGCUGGAAACUUGGAGAGAGUUGUCAGAUUUAUGAGAAGUCUGAAUGCGGUGACAGUAGUUCUCAGAGUGGUACCUCGGCAGGAGAGAGGAAAGCAGUUGAAAAGGGGAAUGUAACAGUAAAGGAAGGAGCUGCGGAAACAAAAGGGGGAGCAUCCCAAAUUGACAACCUAAGAAAAAACCAAGAAAAUAGAAAACACAUUUGCAAGUCUGAUGCAAUUUGUAGCGCCAUUGACCUGAGAAUCUCCGAAGUGGUGAAAGAACACAUGACACUGUCAUCGGUCGACAGUGCCGAUGAGAGGAAGAGCAGGAGUCGAAGCAUGGAUGCCUUGUCAUCAUCUGCAUGUCAUUCUGGCUGUAAUAGAUGGACAGAAAGAGAGAUGAGAGAUAAAAUAAGUGAUCAGGUGAAAGACAGAGUAGUCCCUCCACUGGAAAGGAUGACAAGUGAAAACACAGCAGACAAAACUGAGCAACAGGCAUUAGAUCUGCUGGCUGAAUUCAGGGUUAGCCAAGAGAGCAACCUGUUUAAAUCUACUGAAGUAACACAGAAGUUUGACCAUGCUUGUACCUUUAUUGACGUCACAUCAAACAAGCCAGUAAUCGAUCAUUGUGUGUCCAAAAACCACGGAGAGUCUGAGCACUCUGGCAACCCCGAUUUGCAUCCAAUUAGUUUGGCCUCAGUGAGUUGUUCCUCUUCACAAAACAAAUGUAUCGAUCCACAAGACAACACUGUGGAAAACACUGUGGAGAAUGAAAUGGACACUUGGAGCUGUUUGGAUGGCCCUGCUGUGAAUUCUGAUUUUCACCAAAUAUCCCAUGAAACGUCUUUGACUGUGGGUGAACUUCACCAAAUAUCCCAUGAAACAGCUUCAACUGGGGCCAAACUUCUCCUAAUACCCCAUGAAACACCUUCAACUGUGGGUGAACUUCACCAAAUAUCCCAUGAAACACCUUCAACUGGGGCCAAACUUCUACUUAUACCCCAUAAAAUACCUUCCACUGUUGGUGAACUUGAUCAAAAACACCAUGAAACUCUUUCAACUGUGAGUGAACUUCACCAAAUAUCCCAUGAAACACCUUCAACUGGGGCCAAACUUCUAAUAUCCCAUAAAACACCUUCCACUGUUGGUGAACUUCAUCAAAAACCCCAUGAUACACCUUCCACUGUGGGUGAACUUCACCAAAUAUCCCAUGAUACACCUUCCACCCUGGGUGAUGCAAAAGAAAACUGUGGCUGUAACCAUGUUAACAUUGUCAGCAUGGAAACCACAGCCAGUGUUGAAGAUAAAGAAGGUUAUUCAUACAAACUAAACAAAACACCAAGGAAGGUUUGGCAACAUUUCCAAAAUAGUCCUGACGCAUCUGGAUCCAUAAAAUUACAACCUGAUGAAGGAAAUCUUCAAUUCAGACUGCAUGGACAGAACACACCCACUGUUGAGAAUUCAUCUAUGAGAGGUUUUGCUGUCACUCCUGGUCAUGAUGAAAAUGCUGGAACAGACAAUACAAGAGGAAAUGAAACUUGUAUCGCAGCACCGGAUCAGUAUAACCGUCCACAGACUCAUUCAAAUCAAUUGGCUCAGACUUGUGUGGUCAAUAGGAAUUACAACAACAAGUGCCAGGAUUGUGUCAUGAAAAAUGACACAUUGAUUCCAAAGAUCUUCGUAGAGUCAAAAUAUGAAGCAUGUAUUUCUGGUGCUGCGCAGCCAAAACGCGAGAUACCACAUGGAAACGGCAUCAGAAGUACAGUUGGCUAUGGGUCUGUGACGUGCCAACAGAUGGAGCUCAAGACAUCUGGCGAUAAAUUGGAUAACUCUGCCCUUAUGUCUAAAAAGUCCAAGUCUAAGAGGUUCAGAAAGUCUAAGAUCCAGACUCAUCCCUCCUCUUCCUCUGAGUCCUCAAUUAAGUCAUCCGAUGAUGAGGAGGACGAUGACCAAACCACCAGAGUGCAUCACAGCUCACGGCUCCCAUCUAAAUGGGUAAAGCUCGGCAAAAGUAAUGGCGAACAAGUCAGACAGGCCAGAAGUAACAAUGCAGAGGUUUCUACUUCAUUGUCAGCGAGCAAAUCUAAAAUUAAGACUUGUUCUGUUGGGACUCCGGGUAUAAGUGAAGUUAAAGUUUGUAGAUAUUACACCCACUCUUUACCUCCUCAGGCAACGUCACAGAGGACAAAUCUAGAACAAAACAUCCCGUCUGCAAAGAAAGGGGAACCACAACAUACACUGAAGACUCAGGACUCCCCUAUGCAUUUUGCCUCCAGUGACAUCAACCCUUUUGUUCACCAGUGGCAAGACGGUGACCCAAACCAACACUGUUACAAGAACCCAGCAUUCGGAAGCGCGGCUGACCUGUCCUGUAUAUCUCCACUUCUCAACAGCGUCGAGAAACGUAUGACGAGAUGCUGCAGUGUCGACAACGGUUUGAACGGGCAGGACUCACCUUUCAAUUCCCAUCUGAGCACUUACGCCACCAACAAGGGGCUCUCCAGUACACUUAGCAGUAUGGAAGAUUAUAAGGAACAAGUGAAGAAAACAUCUCAACAAACAUCUGUUGAUAUUCAUGAUCAUCUAGCCAGCCUGACAGUGACUGGCAACUCUUCGAGUAAUGACGUUCCUGGUGGUAACACCAGUAACAACUCCAGUCAGGUGGAUGAAAUUAUGUUUGUGUACUCGUCUGAGCAAGAGUCCCAGGCAAGCAGAACCCAAAGAAAGAGGACGUGUGAAAGUGGCACUCAAACUGAGCGUGGCCUUCAGACAGUGAAUAUUGGUAGCAAUGGCAGCGCUCCAAAGAGGAGAGAGCGGCACAAAAGGAGUAACACUGACGUACCUACAACACAGAAGACUAAAGUGGACGUUAAAGAAACUCCAACAUGGGCCAGCAUGGAAAGCAUGUCAGCUCAGCUCUCAAAACUAAUCGACAGCACCUCAGACCUGCUUGGGGAUGUCCAGGAAAUGCGAACAGGGGAAUCCCUCAAGUCCAGUCUGAGUAGGAGCAUCAACUUUUCAAAUAUCAGCACCUCUUAUAGCGAGUCUACCGACUACACCAAGAGAGACUGCUCGACUCAGACGGCCGUAGAUGUUGGGAUCCAGACCGAAGGGCCCUCGAGACCAGCAGAGAAGGAAGUCGCUGUAAAUCAAACACCCAGCGACAGAUCUCAUGAAGUCAGUGUGAUAGUCAAAGUGAUUGGUUCAGAGGUGAUCAGCGUAUCUCAGGACGACAAUGAGAACCGUGCGGUGAAGAGCAAAGCAGAUGAAAAGAUGCAGAGUAUGCCUGACCUCAGGUUUAACACCUCUGCUGCAGCACAAAGGCCUGCCUCGCGAUCAGAGAACGGCCCUCUAAAAACACCUCCUUUGAAGGCCGCGGGUGAAUGUCAAAGACUUGUAAGAUCUGCUACUACUAGAGGCUCAAAGCACAGUACGCCCGAGGCACUGUGCCACAGGAGUGUUGCAAUAUCUGAAAAUCUCAGCCCCUCUUUAAGAAAUGACCUAUCGCUUUCUUUAAAGAAGCAAGCCACAUACACAGACCGUGCAUCAUCUCCCAUACUGACUGUGGGAGCAAGAGUACGUGUGAAGCAGAAAGGAAACCAAUCAGCACCGUGUCCUCCCAAAUAUCAGCAUAUAAAUAGAGACCAUAGUUCUGAGAAAGGCAGCCUCGGCAGACAACCAGCAUGCACAACUGUUUCAGAGGACGAUCAAAUGCCCAGACAGGAGAGUGAUGUUUCUUCUUGUAAAUCAGAAUCUGUAUCACUUGAGAAGGUUAGUGAAAUGAGUUGCUCGAGCCCUAAAGGUUCUGAUAACUGCUCUGUAAGCUUUAGUUCAACACUGGAUCGGCGUACAGACACUUACAGGAGAGAUGUUACAGCUAAAGACAAGGCUGCCAAAUGGCAGAUGACCUCUAAGCAGUGGAGGACUUCUACAUCAACAAAAGGUUUAACUAUGCAGAACCAGAUCUCUCCCAUAUUAAGACCGACUGAUGUUGACGAGCAGGCUAAAGCCCGACGUGGAAUAACUUCCAACUUCACGAGGCCUGUAGAUUUUUGCACUGAUUCCUACAAUCCAUCCGUAGUCAGCAAGACUAUUCAACUUCAAGAGGAUGAUGCGGUGUCGCUUGCACCCAGUGAGUGCAACACAGACAUCCUUGUAAACAUUACGCCUCUCAUCAGCGUGUCCCUGUGUCAAAACCACCAGUUUGUCCCAGAGGACCUGCCCUUGCACAACAAGUUCACAAACUGGUCAGGCAUCAGCCAUCAGCAGUCAAAGCCCUCAAACAAACCGGCCACAUUUGCCACCAAAGACCACGACAAGAGCAGAAACUGCGCCGAGUGGGGCGAGGUGGAGAGUUACGGCUCGAACGCGGAGUCUGCGGCGCAGAGCGACAGAAGGGCGAGAGCGAUAGAGAGGCUGCGGCAGGAGAGGGAGCAGGUGAUGGCGACGGUCAGCCUCAACAUGAAUCCGACGCCGCUGACCAUGGAGCUGACAGAGGCCAAGCUGCAUUACGGCCUCGGAGAGACGGAUACACUGUUGAAGAUGCUGACCCCGAGGUCCAGAGAAGAGCUGGAGCCAUUGACCACUGCGCCCACCAAACAGCAGCUGUACGAUAGACACCGCAGGAGUAUCGAGGGCUUGAGGCAGGAGAGGGAAGAACGUCUGCAGACUUGCCGAAGAGCUCGUAGUUUGAGUCCCAGCAAACAUCCUCACUCCUCCCCACAAGAGGCCUCCUCCAGGCAGGUGUCUGCUGCCAUGCCCAGUCGGCGUAAAGAGUACCUACAACAGCUCCGCCAGGAGGUGAUCGACAGCACCAGAAUACCAGACCCCCCACGAGGAGAGGUCCAGUACCCGUCUGACAUCGAGCAGCUGUUGCGGGACUACAGCCGAGCCCGAGAGGAGGCCAGGACAGAGAUCGCGAAGGCGCGAGAACGACUGCGAGAGCGGACUGAGCAGGAGAAGAGGAGGCUUCAGCAGCAGGCGCUGUCUCAGGAAGUCAAGGAUGACCUGAGGCAUCGGACACGAAUCAGUAACAGCACGCUGUGCACGGGAUCCAGCCUGAGCCUUUCCUCUGGACCGACAUCAGGGUACAACAGCGGCAACACUGCCCAGCUGCAGCAUGGCACCAGACCUCUUCUGACUGGACAGAUCAUUGGGCUCCAAGAUGAAGGACUGAAGGUCAGGACACGUCCCCCGAUAUGUGGUCCUCAAAGUGUGAAGACGCAGAGAUCCUGGCUGUCUGCCCACGACGUCCGCCUUGAGCCUCCCGUCGCCACGUUUGAGCCCCUGAUGACCUCAUCACCGUCACCCCCGGCUUGUACACGUCAGCGCACCGCCUCCUUUGGCUCCUCCUCCUCCAUAUCCACGACCUAUCAAGACAUCACAUCCAGUCUCCUCGGUCGAGCUCUGGCUGAGGUGCGACUCGCUUCUUCUGGGGAUUUUAGCAGCCUGCUCCUGGGCAGAGCCACAGCAGGCUGGAGAUAUCAGGGAGAAGAACGGGGUAUCCAGGCAUACCACAAGCCCUCCUCCAGCCCAUCUGUCCACAGCUUCCUGGGGGCCGCGGAGCUCGACAGACCCCUGACCAGCCUGUGGAACAUUAUCUGCCAGCUGUCCAAGAGCCACAUGUAUAAUCAGUCAGUCCGUUCUGUUUGGACACGACCACUAGAUGACAGCACUCAGCUGGUUUACAUACUAACCGAUCCGUCCACCUGCCACCUCAGCCAGCCGCGGGACUUCUGCUGCAUCAGCACUGAGUCCAAACAGGCUGGCCUGUGUGUGCUGGCGAUGCAGUCUGUGUUCGAGGAGUCUCUGCCUCGUCCCAGUGUGGAUGCCGUCCGAGGGGAGAUGAUGCCCAGCUGCUGGGUCCUGCAGCCAAUUAGGCGCGGCGGACAGGAGGUCACCAGGGUCAUCUACCUGCUACAGGUGGACUUAGGAACUCCGUCCUUUCCUCAGCGACUGUUGAACACCGUCGCCAGGAGACAGGCAGCCGUCAUCGCCGAUCUCGACGCGUUCCUCUCUUCUUAAACUCGUGAAAGGUUGAAGACUCGUUAGCAUGUUGAAACUAUGCAGAAGCUGAUCGAAAGCACGACUGCUCUCAGUCAGCUGCGUCCAGAUAUGAAGCCAUAUUAUUUACAGUAGUUUGAACGUUCUCGGGGGAACCAAAGAGAAAGAGACAGAAAUACUGAAGACACAGAGUGAAGGAACGUAGUGACAGCUUGUUGUACUGGUUUCUUUGUUGUCUGUAUAUUUUAAAGUGCUCGUUUCAUUGUGUAAAAAAACAAAACAAACUUUAUUUAUGUUUUGACGGUGUGUUGAAAAUGUAUUUUGUUAUAAACACCCUGCUUCCUGUUGCUAAUAAGAUGUCAUGUGUUUGGUCAUUUUUUAUGAAUACAGUACAUAUUUCAAGUGAA
Molecule: messenger RNA, 11416 nt
Organism: Larimichthys crocea (large yellow croaker)
Lineage: Eukaryota; Metazoa; Chordata; Actinopteri; Sciaenidae
Gene: stard9
Product: StAR-related lipid transfer (START) domain containing 9
Exons: 33
Coding region: 114-11030 (3638 amino acids)
Biological process (GO): microtubule-based movement
Molecular function (GO): lipid binding; microtubule binding; ATP binding
Source: RefSeq, a predicted model, not a curated record